Messenger RNA from Eufriesea mexicana, 1247 nucleotides. RefSeq names its product UDP-galactose 4'-epimerase (gene Gale). Lineage: Eukaryota; Metazoa; Arthropoda; Insecta; Hymenoptera; Apidae. Gene Ontology annotation, molecular function: UDP-glucose 4-epimerase activity. The record is from RefSeq and is a predicted model, not a curated record. Bases 72 to 1130 code for a protein of 352 amino acids. The transcript is spliced from 8 exons. Gene Ontology annotation, cellular component: cytosol. Gene Ontology annotation, biological process: beta-D-galactose catabolic process via UDP-galactose, Leloir pathway.
UGAGGUUAAUUGCUUACGUGUCUAAAGCGAAGAAUAACGCAUUAAAAAUAACAGAAGAACAGAGUGAAUCAAUGGCAAACAAAUCCUGGAAUGUAUUGGUGACAGGGGGUGCUGGUUAUAUUGGUUCUCACACAGUAUUGGAAUUAUUGGAAACAGAUUUUGAGGUGGUGGUAAUAGACAACUUUAGUAAUACUUAUAAAGGAAAUGACAAUAUAAAACCAGAAUGCUUAUUAAGAGUAGAAAAAUUAACAAAUAAAAACAUUACAUUUAUACAAUGUGAUAUAACAAAUUUAAAUGAAUUACAAGAUGUAUUUAAGAAGCAUAAGUUUGAUUCUGUUAUACAUUUUGCUGCUUUAAAAGCUGUAGGUGAAUCUUGUGAAAAACCUUUAGAAUACUAUAAAACAAAUGUUUGUGGAACAUUGAAUUUAUUAAAAGUUAUGAGAGAAUUCAAUGUAAAACGUUUUAUUUACUCAAGUAGUGCCACAGUUUAUGGCAUUCCUGAAAAGCUACCAUUAGUUGAAAAUAUGAAAACUGGUGAUUGUACCAAUCCUUAUGGAAAAACAAAAUACAUGGUUGAAGAAAUUUUGAAAGACUUAUGCACUUCAGAUAAGACGUGGUCUGUUAUAUCUCUAAGAUAUUUUAACCCAGUUGGAGCUCACUCUUCUGGACAAAUUGGAGAAGAUCCUAAUGGAAUACCAAAUAAUUUAAUGCCAUAUAUUGCUCAGGUAUCUGUAGGUACAAGAGAAGUUUUAUAUGUAUAUGGUAAUGACUAUGAUACCCCUGAUGGAACAGGCAUACGAGACUACAUUCAUAUUACAGAUUUAGCUGUAGGUCAUGUAAAGGCAAUAAUUUAUCAAAAAAUUCGUAAUUCUACUGGAUUUAAAGCAUUUAAUUUAGGUACUGGAAAAGGAUAUUCUGUUCUUGAAGUUAUACGAGCAUUUGAAAAAGCAUCAGGGCAAAAUAUACCAUAUAAGAUAAUUGAUCGCAGACCAGGAGACAUAUCCAUUAGUUAUGCAGAUGCUAGUUUAGCUAACAAAGAACUAGGUUGGCAGGCCACUAAAAAUAUAGAUGAUAUGUGUUUAGAUACAUGGAGAUGGCAACAAAAUAAUCCAAAUGGUUAUAGGCGUUAGUAAUAAUUGAAAUAUCUGUUAUGAGAAAAUAUUAAUUAAUUUAAGCAAAACAUUUCAUUUGUACAUUCAGUUAUUUUAAACAUAAGCCAUGGUGGUGUCUGGUUACCAAAGUUUAAA